AUGGAGACAGCAGACAUGGACAAGAUGAACAAGCGGGCGCGCAGGCCCCUCAUACGCAAGGAGGUCGAGGAGUGGGUAGCUACCGCAAAGAAGGAGGGACUGUAUGGCCACCGUGACGGUGGGUUAUACCCAGAUGAUCACGGAAACCUCAUGGCCGUGGUGAACAAGUUCGUCAAGUUUGGGGUAUCUUGGGAAAGCAUCGGCCGGAUCACAAACGCUCCCAUUUCAUUCAGAACAAACCGCAAGAUUAAGUCUGGUGUAACGUACACUUUGCACGUUGGCUACCUUUGCUUUUUUUUUCAAAUAUCUACCGGUCUGUCAACUCGACAGGUGAUGGCGUGA
Messenger RNA from Phytophthora sojae, 342 nucleotides. RefSeq lists its product as hypothetical. The record is from RefSeq and is a predicted model, not a curated record. The transcript has a single exon. NCBI's taxonomy places the organism in Eukaryota, Oomycota, Peronosporomycetes, Peronosporales, Peronosporaceae. Bases 1 to 342 code for a protein of 113 amino acids.